AUGAGUUUCCUCGACUCGGUUCUCUCUUCGCUGCAGACCGGCAAGGCUAGCCCACUUCCCAUCUCUCAGCCUCCUGCCGCUCCUGCUGUCUCUGCUACCAAUCGCGAUGGACGCCAGCCCGCUUUGAACGCAAAUAACAAUGGAGGAAUCAAGCGCAAGGCCGAAGACCAACUGACUGGCCCUACUCGCCCUGCAGGCCCAGGAUCUGCUAAGUCACCUGGUUCUCGACCUGUGACUACCGCCGCUCCUGUCAAGACCGCAAGCAAGCCGGUUUCCACCACGAACAAAGUUCCAUCCAAGCCUGCCUCAAAGCUCGGCACAGCUGGCACCACCGUCGCUAAGAAAAUUGCACCCAACAAGCCUGCUCCACCCAAGGCUACUAAAACUGCGGCCCCAGCGGCUCCAACCAAGGCCCCGCCCAAGGGUUCAUUCGCCGACCUCAUGGCACAGGCUAAGGCCAUGCAGGACAAAGCCCCAAAGGUGGGCGUCCUUCAACACCAUCAGACCGAACCGAAGGCCCGAAACAGUCACCGCGAGUUCAAACAGCGCCUCAAGGACGCUAAGAAGCUCGGUCGUGCUGAGACUCGUGGCAAGAAAGUUUCUCCGAAGCCAUCAGUUCGCGAGCGACGCCGUACGCGUACGCCAGAGUUCCCCUCCCGCAAGUCAUCCCCCGAGAGCCUGUCUUACAAAGGCACCGCCAAGCCAACCCAGACUCCCGAGCCACCAGCCUACCGUGGAACUGCAGGCCUGCCUGGAAAGACCGGUGGCAACGAUCGUCGCCAGCAUGGGAAGCACCGCAAGAACGAGUAUCUCGGUACUGACGAGGAGGAUGAAGGCGAGGACUACGGUUAUGACGAUGGCUUUUACUCCGACGUCUCGUCGGACAUGGAGGCUGGCUUUAACGAUGUUGAGGACGAAGAUCGUUUUGCCUUGAAGAAUGCUCGCAAGGAGGAUGAAGAAGAGCUGCGCCAGGAGAUGGCUGCCAAGCAGGAGAAGAUGGAGCGCCAGAAACGACUGGCUGCUCUUGCUUCGCGCAAGCGUUAA
Molecule: messenger RNA, 1044 nt
Organism: Penicillium malachiteum
Lineage: Eukaryota; Fungi; Ascomycota; Eurotiomycetes; Eurotiales; Aspergillaceae
Exons: 2
Coding region: 1-1044 (347 amino acids)
Biological process (GO): nucleosome assembly; regulation of DNA-templated transcription
Cellular component (GO): nucleolus
Molecular function (GO): DNA binding; histone binding
Source: RefSeq, a predicted model, not a curated record